Funneliformis caledonium is the source of this 419-nucleotide messenger RNA. NCBI's taxonomy places the organism in Eukaryota, Fungi, Glomeromycota, Glomeromycetes, Glomerales, Glomeraceae. The record is from the annotation of a GenBank genome assembly.
AGCACUCUCGUCCAUUAUCGUACUCAACCGAUCCUGUCCUUACCCGAAUUACUUCACUAACGAAGAGUGGCAAUUGAUAAUUGGGACAAAUCCAUACAAAAUACAUGAACCAUUGGUAUCAGCUUCAGUAUCAAACGCUCUGCAUGAUGCCAUAGUAAAGAAUUCAUGUGGUCAGGAUAGUUUCAUGCACCCAGACGAAUCUCCAUUAAGCAGAGCGUCAUCAAGAACAUUUAACGAAUUACGAGAGUGUGUGCCUAACAUCGCGCCAAAAAAAACUUCAGAGCAAGAACAUUGCUCUCAAUUUCUUCACCCAUAUAUCAAUCCGAUUUUCUUUAAAAGAUAUAAUGAUUAUGAGGUGCGGUUAGAUCGUUCAGUUAAGGGCACAAAACAAAGGCCCGAUCUUUCAUGUACUGUGGAUG